AUCGAAAUGAGUGUGUGGAGAACCCAGGAGUGUGUAGCCCAGGCCAGUGUAUUGAUACGUUGGGAAGCUAUCGCUGUAUCUGCCCCAAUGGUUUCAAGGCUACAUCAGACCUGGCCAUGUGUAUCGAUGUGGAUGAGUGUGAGAGACAGCCGUGUGGGAAUGGGACCUGUAAGAACACAGUGGGAUCCUAUAACUGCCUGUGUUACCCGGGCUUUCAGCUCUCACACAACAAUGACUGCAUAGAUACGGAUGAGUGUUCGAGCCAGAGAGGGCUGUGUAGGAACGGGAACUGUAUUAACACCCUGGGCUCCUUCGUGUGUGUGUGUCGCGAUGGCUACGAACUCAGCGCCGACGGAAGAAUUUGUGUUGACAUCAAUGAGUGUGCAGUGAACCCUGGGACUUGUGGUCCAGGCACCUGUCAGAAUCUGGACGGCUCCUACAGGUGUAUCUGCCCACUUGGCUACUAUAUACAGGACGAGACCUGUGAAGAUAUUGAUGAGUGUUCUCAGACCCCAGACAUCUGUCUGUUUGGGACCUGCUCCAACACUGAGGGCAGCUUCACCUGUGUGUGUCCCGCCGGCUUUCAGCUGUCCUCCUCGGGACGCAGAUGCGUGGAUGUCCGUGUGAACUACUGUUAUACUAAGUUUGAGAGUGGUCGCUGCCUGGCCCCUAAGCCUCUGAACACGACUAAAGGGGACUGCUGCUGUAGUGCCAUGCCUGGUCAGGGCUGGGGAGACCCCUGUGAGAUCUGCCCAGGCAAGAAUGAGGAGGCCUUUACGUCUCUCUGCCAUGCGGUUGGACAGGUGUUUGGCCCUGAUGACCAGCCCAUAGACAUUGAUGAGUGCACCGCCAACCCCAACAUCUGCAACAACGGUCAGUGUAUCAACACGGACGGGUCGUUCCGAUGUGAGUGUCCCUUUGGCUUCCGACUCGACACCUCAGGGAUCAACUGUGAAGAUACUAAUGAGUGUGACCUGGGGAACCCGUGUGGAAAUGGAACGUGCACUAACGUGAUUGGAGCGUUUGAGUGUGCAUGUGACGAAGGCUUCGAACCCGGACCCAUGAUGUCUUGUGAAGAUGUGAAUGAGUGUUCCCAGAAUCCUUUGCUGUGUGCGUUCCGCUGCAUGAACGUGAUUGGUUCCUACGAGUGUAAAUGUCCAACAGGCUACGUGCUGCGAGAGGACAAGAGGAUGUGCAAAG
Salvelinus namaycush (lake trout) is the source of this 1200-nucleotide messenger RNA. Its product is annotated as fibrillin-2-like. The transcript has 10 exons. Gene Ontology annotation, molecular function: calcium ion binding. Lineage: Eukaryota; Metazoa; Chordata; Actinopteri; Salmoniformes; Salmonidae. The annotation marks the transcript as partial. The record is from RefSeq and is a predicted model, not a curated record.